This is a messenger RNA of Neoarius graeffei (lesser salmon catfish), 1133 nucleotides long. It is a transcript of the gene ap5s1, whose product is annotated as adaptor related protein complex 5 subunit sigma 1. Gene Ontology annotation, biological process: endosomal transport; double-strand break repair via homologous recombination. NCBI's taxonomy places the organism in Eukaryota, Metazoa, Chordata, Actinopteri, Siluriformes, Ariidae. Gene Ontology annotation, cellular component: late endosome; cytosol; AP-type membrane coat adaptor complex. The coding region runs from base 142 to 732 and encodes 196 amino acids. The transcript is spliced from 4 exons. The record is from RefSeq and is a predicted model, not a curated record.
CCGGAAAUGUUUUUGUUGUUCAAAGGUGGAGCGAUUAGACAGCAUUAAUUUAAUCGAUUUUUCAUAAUAAGACGUGAUUUUCUGGCAGUUGCGAAAAAAUUUAUUGGGAUAGUAAUGUAGGAAAGGUGUUGUAAAGAAGUCAUGGUUGUCUGCUUUCUUAUUCACACCGUGUGUCCGGUGAGCGCGCUCUCUGCCGGUGAGAGCCGGAUCCUGUACUCUCGCCUGUUCGGGCCGGAGGACCUCCCACUGCCCCACCGAACCGCCGAGCAGCAGAGACUGGCCCAAAAGGAGACUCUCGGGCUCGUAGCCAGGCAGGUGUGCAGUGCUGUGUCUGCAAGCCGGGAAGCAUCAGGCAGAGCGUUCUUGGAGGCUGGACUUGGUGAAGAGGCCACGGCUUUGAGUGAGGCUGAAUAUGGAGUAUUGUCUUUGGCUCACAGGGAGCCAUUUGCAGGGCGCUGUGUUGCUCUGUGGCUUGGGGUUCAGUCUCUGGCCUUCACUCUGGUGUGUCAGCCACAUGAGAACCUGCUGCUUGCCGAGGGAACUCUGCGGAACCUGACACGCCACUGCCUGGAGGAACUGCGUCUGCUUGGUCCUGGAAGCGAGGUGCUGUUAAAAAGUGACCGGGUGGAUGCAAUGCUUCAAAGGCUUCUUCCCCAUGGGCAGCUCCUUUUCCUUAACCAUCGCUUUGCACAUAUCAUGGACAAAGAGCUGUCCAGUUAUAUGAGCAAGUAAAACAUCUGGAUAUGUGCUGCAAGUAUUAAGGGAAGCUCUUCAGUUCAAAGAGAAAGAAACUGAUAGUUUUUUACAUUUCAUGGAAGUGGUCAUGCUUAACUGGUUGCAUCCAGUGACAGUCUACCAGUUGUGUUAUUUACAUGUCUAGUUCUGUACGUUUCUGAUUUGAUAUUUCACAAGACAGUUAUAUCAGUGAUCUCAAGGAAAGAGUGUUGAUAUCGGAGUGUGUGUGAGAGAGAGGGAGAGAAUACAGUGGGGAAAUUAACUGUGCUAUUUUUCAUAGUUGCAUUCUAGAACUGUUAUGAUCUGUAUUCCCUUAAAGCACACCUGUGAGGGAAUAUUUAAUAUCAAAUAAUGAGGAUAUUUUAGUUCAAAAUAUAAUAAAUCUGAUUUAUGAACAA